This is a messenger RNA of Triplophysa dalaica, 3991 nucleotides long. RefSeq names its product proline rich transmembrane protein 4a (gene prrt4a). The transcript has 3 exons. The record is from RefSeq and is a predicted model, not a curated record. Bases 325 to 2889 code for a protein of 854 amino acids. Lineage: Eukaryota; Metazoa; Chordata; Actinopteri; Cypriniformes; Nemacheilidae.
ACGCUUUGGGGCAGACGCGGAUGUUGUGAGAACAGAGAGAGAGGGGAGAUGGGAUACAGAUAGGGGGUGUGUCAGAUAGCGUGUGUGUGCCCAUGCGAAAGGGACUGAGAUGUGUGUGUGUGUGUGUGUGUUAGAGAGAGUGCUAAAACAGACGCCCAUGCAGGCACGGACAGAAUCAAAUAUUUUCUGCACCAGGACGGCAGGAAGAAGGAUUACUCUUAUUUUAAACUCUUUAUCCAUACGUCCCAGGGUUCCGAUCCAGCACAGAAUGUGAAAGUAGACCAGUGACUUUCUGGGAUGUAAUAUCUUGAGUAGUGUGUCAGUAUGACCCCUCACGGCCGAGCGCUCCUGCUGGUCUUCAGUUUCUGGCUGUGUGGUAACCUGAGUGCUGUAUCUCUAAAUAGAGCCCUCUCUUCCACCGACACAGUCACAACCCCUAAUUCAGCCAGCAGCCCAGCGUGGACGUCAUGGCACACCAAAAUGUUCAUGACUACUCCAACCAUCCUCAGUUUAUCCACAAAAUUAUUAAACUCAAAGGAGACCGCCAAAGGUAAAGUGACGGCACUUCCGGUCUUACUUUCAGCCUCAAAAGCACCAUGGACCAAAAGUUCUUAUCCUAACAUUCCUUUAGACAUCCAGAGAGAUGAAGAGGGACCUCAAACGGAAACAUUUGAUGAGGACAAUAUCAGCAUGAAAGGCAAAACUGCGCAGUCAUUUGAAACUCAUUCAUUGACAACACUAAAGCCAGAUUUAGGACCCCAGAACUGGAGUACAGAGUCCAUUACACCUAUUGCUUAUGCAGCGACAUACACAUCCCAGAUUUCUACCAAACAGGGAACUUACCAGACACCCUGGAAGUCCUCUGGUACUGUUCAGACACCAUAUGCCAGAGGAACACUAGAUGGUACGAAUCUGCCAAGAGGGCUGAUAGACUAUGUGUGGCCAUCUGAGAAAACAAAAGACCUGACAGAUGCCCCUACAGGUGAUGACUGGCAAGACACUUCUACAAUUCCAAACUGCAACCUGAUUGGCCCUGGGAUCUGUCAGUCCCCUGAUUCCUUGAGGAGACAUGCAAAUAACACCACAUUGUCAACCCCACCUCCUUUGACUGAAACCACACCCCCUGGCAUCAUAACCCCAUCCGUUGAUGCCCUGACCCCACCUCUAUUGGUCCCUCUGCUGACUGACUGGAAUGCUGCCAUGGCCACAUGGGGCCUGGCCUGGGAGCUGCAGGUUUAUGGUCUCGGCUGCGUGUUCUCCCUCGUGGCCAUGCUUUCCGCUCUCAGCCUGAUGUGUUUGCCCUUGCGCUGGCCCUCUGGGUGUGCCUACUUCAGCCUCCUCCACCUCCUCCAGCUAUUGACAGGUUCGAGCCGGGCCCUGUGGCUGCUCUAUGAUCCUUACGGCCAAAAAGAUCGCAUCCCUGCAGGCAUUGCGCGACUGCUGCACGAGGCCGCCUACCCCUGUCUUGUGGCUUCAUUUGGCCUGCUGCUGCUACUGCUUACCGCACGUUCUUGCACUCAGCUUCUUUCCCAGAAUACCUUGCAGCGCAGCUCGUGCCUGUUGGCAGCGCUAGUCCUGUUGCACUUGGCCGUGGUGAUGGCUUCCGUAGCCAUUCUGCAACUUUUCCCCACUCUUCCAGUUGUGCCUCUAAUACCUCCCGCAGCCUUCUUGUCGAUGUCCGUACUUUUGUCCAUGACGUACCUGCUUUUGUACUGCUGCGCUCGUGCAGACGCCAAGCACAUCUACCGGCUCAGCGAAAAUUCCCCAGAGCGUCCGGCAUGCCACGCCAGUCGUUGUCCAUUCACAGAGGCACGUAUGUGGGAGAGGGCAGCCAGGGCGGGGGUCUUCUCUGCUCUCUUUCUCUUAGCAUGCGGCGGGCUCAGAUUGUACGCCAUGCUUUACGCGGGAGGACUCACCAAUGGAGUCAUGGUCGGUCUGAUGCCCUGGCCUUGGUGGGCCUUCCAGCUUAGCUGCAGGGUGUGCGAGGCGGGCGUAUGUCUGACCAUCGCUCUUAUAAUAACUCACCCCCUCCUCUGUUGUGGUGUUCCUCUCACCAAUUCAAGUGGCUUCGGCUCGCUUUUCAAAAAGUCACAAAACGAGAGCGGCGAGUCUGCAAAAGCCACCAUUCUCACGAGUCGAUGCGGAUGGUCGCUGAGGCCUGCAGAAAAUUUUGGAUUGUGCGAGGGCAUGACGCGACGAGAAAGCGAGAGCGUGCCACUCUACACUCUGGUGGAGCUCCCGCACAGUGAAUCCCAAGGCUUGGACUUCCACUAUCCCAGCAGCCCUCAGCACAAGCUCUCAACCCAAACCGCAAACAAGGGGAGGGCAUCAUAUUCACCCUCCUUCGCCAGCCUGGAUGCCGAUUCGACGGCAGAUCUGCGGCCUCCUUCUCCUAUCGACCUACGACGUAGCAUCGAUGAAGCUCUGAACAGCGAGGCACUCUUUCAACAUAGCUUGUUCAGCUCUUCCCAGCUCUCUCUCAGCACCCGUGGGCUACCGGAUGGACAGCCCUGUCGGGGAAACUCGACAGCCGAACCCAUCCUGUAUCGUACGGCCUCUUGUGGGGAUGUGGACCCCCCUGUGGUACUUACACGAACGCGGCAAGGGAGCGCAAUCGUGGUGAGACCGUCUGUCAGUGGAGGCCAGGACUCAAACUAUUGCAGAAGGUUUAACUCAGAACAGCAGUCACAGAACAGCCUAUACAGGGGCUCUCAGCCAGGGCAGCAAUUCCAGAGACGGUACAAGACCCUGGGUUCAACUUCCUCCAAAGGGAGCUUAGAUGUGGAGACAGAUUCGCAUGCUGAUGAGCUGGCCGUUCAGGCUGAAUUCAUUCAUGUAUGCAGGCAAAUAGAUGCUCUGAGUGUCAGCAGUGAUACCAUUGAGCUGUAGUUUAACAGCGGAGAUGAUGCCCAACCUUAACAUCUUUACAAAAGUUUAAAAGACUUUAUCAUAAAGAAGAAUUUGCUGGCGCAUACUUAAAAGAAAACCAUUAGGAGUUUCUAUUAUAGUGAAAGAUAGCAACCAUGUUUUUUAAAUGGAUUGACUAUUAUUUAUAUUAACAUAAACUAUAGUUAUUGUGGUGGAACCAUGUAAAUAACUUGACAUGGAAUACUCAGAAAUUACAUCCAUACUUGACAUAUGCUACAGUUUAUCCUAUUUAACCUUGUUUAAUAGCUUGGAUUGACUAAAAGACUUAUUCAAGAUCAUUUAAAAGAGAAGACUAUACAUAGGGCUUUUGAGUACCUUUCAGCAAUAAAGCUAGCACUUAUGAAAAUGUUUUAUGAUAAGAAGUCGGUCAAUGUGUUUUGAUUCCACUAGAGACAUACAUUCAUUGCAACAUUAUUAUUGCAGCAAACCCAGUGAACUGUGGCAGCUCUGUCUCUUGGGUAACUUUUUUCUGGACUAAGACAUUGUCCUGUUGGCACAUGGGAAAAGUAUUAAAAAAAAGUCUGCAUGAAGACAAAACAAAUAUUCCUGCUAUUUUAUUUGUGCUUAGUAAAGCUAAUCAGCCAUUGUAUUUAUAUGGCAUCUGCUUUUGUUUAGCUGUUUUUUAAUAAGUAGUAUUUCUUUCCUUUAUGUUCUUUACGUUGUUUAUACAGACUACGUCACUUUUUCUUUAAAAAAAGGGUCAUAAUUUUUUAUUUUAUUUUUAAAUACUGGAUAAAAGUCAAAGAUAUAGUCAGUAUUAAACUUCCAAGUUAUAUUCGCUGUACUGUACUCUCUUUCUAAGUUUGAAAUAUCAAACUAUUAUAUUUAUUACACCCUGUAGUAUGUAUACAGUUUGGUCAUUUUCUGUAUGCAAGAAAGACCUGAAUUUGCUCAAAUGUGCUCGACUGUAAAAUGCAGGCAGUAUGGAUAAUUGCAUUGCACAAUGCAAUGCAUCAAACUGAAACCACUUCAAAUUUGACUUAUAUCAACCAUUAUUUUUACUAGUGGUGUAUUGUCUUCCCCAACACAUUAUUUAAUCAGAUAGACAAAGUGUAUGUUUUCA